This is a messenger RNA of Pleurotus ostreatus (oyster mushroom), 1449 nucleotides long. RefSeq lists its product as uncharacterized. The record is from RefSeq and is a predicted model, not a curated record. NCBI's taxonomy places the organism in Eukaryota, Fungi, Basidiomycota, Agaricomycetes, Agaricales, Pleurotaceae. Bases 1 to 1449 code for a protein of 482 amino acids. The transcript has 6 exons. Gene Ontology annotation, molecular function: zinc ion binding.
AUGUCCUACAAUUAUGUCGACCCACCGAACUCGAACCUGACGUGCUGUAUAUGCCGUGCGCCAUUCGUGAAGCCGGUCACGACGCGGACGUGCAUGCACACAUUCUGCUAUGAAUGUAUCAUCCAAGCGCUGCAACACUCCCCGCACUGCCCUGUGGAUCGCUCAUCCCUUGUACAAGAUGAUUUGCUUCCGAGUGACCCAAUAAUCAGAUCGUUAGUGGACGAAUUGAUUAUUGAGUGUACUAAUCUUCCACUAGGAUGCACCGAAACCUUCCAACGACAAUUGCUAGAAUCGCAUCUAAAGGACUCCUGCCAAUACACUGACGUUAUAUGUGGAGAGGAUCAAUGCAACGAGGUUGUGCUAAGGAAGGACGUUGGGAAGCACGCACAUGACUGCGCUCACCGAGCCCUACAAUGUGAAGGUUGUCAGGCCGAGAUCAAGUUCGUCAACAUGGAGGCUCACAUUUCUGAGUGCCCCGCAACUACCGCCACAUGUCCCUCUUGUUACCUUGAUAUGCCCAGGUCAGAGCUGAACUCUCAUCGCGAGACUUGCCCCGAAGUUAUUAUUGGAUGCUCCCAAUCGGCCAAUGGGUGCCCGUGGACCGGACCCCGACAUGCUGGGAAGACCCACAGUAUAUCCUGCCCUUAUGAGGCAAUCAAAGGCUUCUUUGCCCUCAAUCAAGAGCGUAUAUCCGCGAUUACAGGAGAAAACGCAGUCCUUCGGCAGAAGGUCGACACACUCGAAAGGCAGCUGCAUGCGACAAAACAAGAUGUUCAGGUUGCAACUGCUGCUCUAGGCCCUUGGUACCGAGCUCCUGGAAUUUGUCCUCCUAUCUCUCAGCGAGUUGCUGUAGACCUGCCAAUCGACGUCCAGCCUUCGUCUGCAUCACCCUCCAAUUAUAGUGGGAAUCGCUCCCCUCCUUUCCCAUCAUCGAAUAUCGGAGGACUUCCACCAAACGCAGCUGACCCCUUCGCGCCCUUCUUCCCUAGGCCAGAUGCCUCGGAACAAUUCAACCCCAGUUCGCCCCCAGAAACACAAUCAUUAAACCAAUUUCCAGGUCGAAGGAUUGUGUCCGGGUCAGUUCCUAACGGCAGCGAUGCCAUGCGGCCCGUUCAAAAUUCCGUAGCACCUGUAAAUCUCAGUUCCACGAUUGAAGGGGCGUUCGAAAGUCUUCGAGAGUCAGUGGUCACGGUUGCAAUCUCUGUCGAGUCGUUAGCCAGGCGCAACGACAUCGCUUUGACGAACGAAGCCCUACGAUUGAACGAGGAAAUAAUGUCGCUGCGGGCAAAUAUACACGGUUUGCGGAUGCAGGUCCACGCUAUCAUGAUGGAUCGAAAUGCACAAGUGACGGGGCGCUCAAGCGACUUCUCAUCUAGUGGCGAUGUGUGGCAGAAUGGUGUUCCUCGAAUCCAUUUCCCCCCAACCCACGGAUCAAUAACAAAACUAUAG